Otolemur garnettii (small-eared galago) is the source of this 1282-nucleotide messenger RNA. RefSeq names its product succinate dehydrogenase complex subunit C (gene SDHC). Gene Ontology annotation, molecular function: succinate dehydrogenase activity; electron transfer activity. Gene Ontology annotation, biological process: mitochondrial electron transport, succinate to ubiquinone; tricarboxylic acid cycle. The coding region runs from base 23 to 532 and encodes 169 amino acids. The record is from RefSeq and is a predicted model, not a curated record. The transcript has 6 exons. NCBI's taxonomy places the organism in Eukaryota, Metazoa, Chordata, Mammalia, Primates, Galagidae. Gene Ontology annotation, cellular component: membrane.
UCCGUCCAGGCCGGAACCCAAGAUGGCUGCGCUCCUACUGAGAAAUGUUGGCCGUCAUUGUCUCCGAGCUCACCUUGGUCCUCAGCUCUGUAUCAGAAAUGCUGUUCCGUUGGGAACCACAGCCAAAGAAGAGAUGGAGCGGUUCUGGAAUAAGAACACAAGUUCAAACCGUCCUGUAUCUCCUCAUGUCACUAUCUAUAGUUGGUCUCUUCCUAUGGCGAUGUCCAUUUGCCAUCGUGGCACCGGUAUUGCUGUGAGUACAGGGGUCUCUCUUUUUGGUUUAUCGGCUCUGUUGCUCCCUGGGAACUUUGAGUCUUAUUUGGAAUUGGUGAAGUCCUUGGGUCUGGGGCCAGCAUUGAUCCACACAGCCAAGUUUGCACUUGUCUUCCCUCUCAUGUAUCACACCUGGAAUGGAAUUCGACACUUGAUGUGGGACCUCGGGAAAGGCCUAAAGAUUCCCCAGCUAUACCAGUCUGGAGUGGUUGUCUUGGUUCUUACUGUGCUGUCCUCUGUAGGUCUGGCAGCCAUGUGAAAAGCUGAAGUUCCCAGCAUCAUCUUCCUACAAAUUAUGACAUUGACCUAUCUUCCUUUUUGUCACUUUUCUCUCCAGCCAGGGCAAAAUAUUUGUUUAGAUGCUUUUGUGCUUGUAGAUCACCUUGUAGCUCAGUAGUAGUAGGGUACCUUGUAGAGCCAUAGUAGUGGAAAGGGUGUAGUGUUCACCUUAUUUCUAAAGAUGGGAGUGGCUGCAAAAACUCCCUUUUCCUGCCCACAGCUUGUAGCCUGCCCUGGGCCUAGGAGCACUUAUUCUCUCUCCAUAUUGGGCACUGAUUUGUGCUGAGGGUCAGCUUUUGGCUCCUUCCUCCUAAGAGAGUGGAAACAAUGCCAGCACUGUGGCUGCUGCUCUGGGGACUAGGGGGUGGUGGUGAAGCUUUGGGUGCCACUGCCUGUGGGUUGCUGUCUUAAAGGACAGCUCUGUUCUUUGGUCAGAGCCCAGGCUUUUAACACCUACACAGUGUGACAGAGAAGAAAGGUGGGGGUGGAGGGGAAUUAGCCUGUCCCAGUGAGACGGAGAUAUAGAGGGUGAGUUGGUUCUUGGAGCAGGUGCUUUGGAGAGAAAAAUUUACAGCUUUUGAUAUCAGAUGAAGAUCUAGAAAAUUAUUAUUUAACAUAUGAAGGUUUAUUUCUUUUUGCUGCAUUUUUUGAGUAAUCUCUUAAUUUCAUGUUUUCUAAUCCAAGUUCAUGUACCAUCUUUUUCUGAAACUAAAUUAAAAUAUUCAAUUUA